This is a messenger RNA of Rattus rattus (black rat), 5436 nucleotides long. RefSeq names its product stereocilin (gene Strc). The record is from RefSeq and is a predicted model, not a curated record. Bases 1 to 5436 code for a protein of 1811 amino acids. Lineage: Eukaryota; Metazoa; Chordata; Mammalia; Rodentia; Muridae. The transcript is spliced from 29 exons. Gene Ontology annotation, cellular component: kinocilium; stereocilium tip; cell surface. Gene Ontology annotation, biological process: cell-matrix adhesion.
AUGGCUCUGAGCCUCCAGCCCUUACUGCUGCUGCUCUUGUCGCUGCCGCCACAGGAAGUGACUUUGGCCCAUGUUGGGCCUCAGUCUUUGGAUGCUGGUCUCUCCCUUCUGAAGUCAUUCAUCUCCACUCUGGACCACACUCCUCAGCGUUCCCUCAGCCAGUCACGGUUCUCUGCAUUCCUGGCCAACAUUUCUUCUUCCUUCGAGUUUGGGAGGAUGGGGGAGGGACCGGUGGGAGAGCCCCCACCUCUCCAGCCCCCUGCACUUCGGCUCCAUGAUUUCCUCGUGACAUUGAGAGGUAGCCCAGACUGGGAGCCAAUGCUAGGGCUUCUGGGAGAUGUGCUGGCACUCCUGGGACAGGAGCAGACUCCCCGGGACUUUUUGGUGCACCAGGCAGGCGUACUGGGUGGACUUGUAGAGGCGUUGUUGGGAGCUUUAGUUCCUGGAGGUCCCCCUGCCCCCACAAGACCCCCAUGUACCCGUGAUGGCCCUUCUGACUGUGUCCUGGCUGCUGAUUGGCUGCCUUCUCUGAUGUUGUUAUUAGAGGGUACACGCUGGCAGGCCCUGGUGCAGUUGCAGCCCAGUGUGGACCCAACCAAUGCUACAGAUCUUGAUGGGAGAGAGCCAGUGCCUCACUUUUUACAGGGUCUGCUGGGCCUGCUUACCCCAGCAGGAGAGUUGGGCUCUGAGGAGGCUCUUUGGGGUGGUCUGCUGCGCACAGUGGGGGCCCCCCUCUAUGCUGCCUUCCAGGAGGGGCUACUUCGAGUCACUCAUUCUCUGCAAGAUGAGGUCUUUUCUAUUAUGGGACAGCCAGAGCCUGAUGCCAGUGGACAGUGCCAGGGAGGCAACCUUCAACAACUGCUCUUAUGGGGCAUGCGGAACAACCUUUCUUGGGAUGCUCGAGCACUGGGUUUUCUAUCUGGAUCACCACCUCCACCCCCUGCUCUCCUGCACUGCCUGAGUAGAGGUGUGCCUCUGCCCAGGGCUUCCCAGGCUGCAGCUCACAUCAGCCCUCGGCAGCGGCGAGCCAUUUCUGUGGAGGCCCUCUGCGAAAACCACUCAGGCCCAGAACCACCUUACAGCAUUUCUAACUUCUCCAUCUACUUGCUUUGCCAGCACAUCAAGCCUGCCACUCCACGGCCCCCUCCUACCACCCUACCGCCCCCUCCAACCACCCCACAGCCCCCUCCAACCACCCCACAGCCCCCUCCUACCACCCCACAGCCACCUCCUACCACCCCACAGCCACCUCCUACCACCCCACAACCCCCUCCCAGCACCGCUGUCAUCUGCCAGACGGCUGUAUGGUACGCAGUCUCAUGGGCACCAGGUGCCCGAGGUUGGCUCCAAGCCUGCCAUGAUCAAUUCCCUGAUCAAUUUCUGGAUAUGAUCUGCGGCAACCUCUCAUUUUCAGCCCUGUCUGGCCCCAAUCGUCGCUUGGUAAAACAGCUCUGUGCUGGCCUGCUCCCACCCCCAACUAGCUGCCCACCAGGCCUAGUUCCUGUGCCCCUCACCCCAGAAAUAUUCUGGGGUUGCUUCCUGGAGAAUGAGACACUGUGGGCUGAACGGUUGUGUGUGGAGGAGAGUCUACAGGCUGUGCCCCCACGAAACCAGGCUUGGGUUCAGCAUGUGUGUCGGGGCCCCACCUUGGAUGCCACUGAUUUUCCACCCUGCCAUGUUGGACCCUGUGGGGAACGCUGCCCAGAUGGGGGCAGCUUCCUGCUCAUGGUCUGUGCCAAUGACACUCUGUAUGAGGCCUUGGUUCCCUUCUGGGCUUGGCUCGCAGGCCAAUGCAGAAUUAGUCGCGGAGGAAAUGAUACUUGCUUUCUAGAAGGCAUGCUGGGCCCCUUGUUGCCCUCUCUGCCACCUCUGGGACCAUCCCCACUCUGCCUGACUCCUGGUCCUUUUCUGCUUGGCAUGUUAUCCCAAUUGCCACGCUGUCAGUCCUCCGUGCCAGCCCUUGCCCACUCCACACGCCUGCAUUACCUGCUACGCCUACUGACUUUCCUUUUGGGUCCAGGGGCUGGGGGUGCUGAGACUCAGGGGAUGUUAGGUCGAGCUCUGCUGCUCUCUAGCCUCCCAGACAACUGUUCAUUCUGGGAUGCCUUCCGCCCAGAGGGCCGGAGAAGUGUACUGAGGACAGUAGGAGAGUACCUGCAGCGAGAAGAGCCAACCCCAUCGGGCUUAGAGUCCACCGACAGCCUCGGCUCUGGUCUGAGCAAGAUGGAGCUUCUAUCCUGCUUCAGUCCUGUGCUGUGGGACCUACUCCAGAGAGAGAAGAGUGUUUGGGCCCUGAGGAUCCUAGUGAAGGCCUACCUGCACAUGCCCCCAGACGCUCUUCAGCAGCUGGUGCUUACAGCAGAGACGGCGGCUGCACAGGGCUUCCUGACGCUCAUGCAUCGUUCCUGGGCUAAGCUGAGGGUUCAACCAUCCGAGGAGCAGGCCAUGGGCCGCCUGACAGCCUUGCUGCUCCAGCGGCACCCACACCUCACCUCCCAGCUCUUCAUCGACAUGUCACCGCUCAUCCCCUUCCUGGCUGUCCCUGACCUCAUGCGCUUCCCACCGUCCCUUUUGGCCAAUGACAGUGUCCUGGCUGCCAUCCGGGAUCACAGCUCAGGAAUGAAGCCUGAGCAGAAGGAGGCCCUGGCAAAGCGACUGCUGGCCCCUGAGCUGUUUGGAGAAGUGCCUGAUUGGCCCCAGGAGCUGCUGUGGGCGGCCCUGCCUCUGCUUCCCCAUCUCCCCCUGGAGAGCUUUCUCCAGCUCAGCCCUCACCAGAUCCAGGCCCUGGAGGAUAUCUGGCCAGUAGCAGGUCUUGGGCCGGGACACGCCCGGCACGUGCUUCGUAGCCUAGUGAACCAGAGCAUGGAGGAUGGUGAGGAGCAGGUGCGCAGGCUUGGGUCCCUCGCGUGCUUCCUGAGUCCUGAGGAGCUACAGAGUCUGGUGCCCUUGAGUGAUCCGAUGGGGCCUGUAGAACAGGGCCUGCUGGAAUGUGCGGCCAAUGGGACCCUCAGCCCAGAAGGACGGGUGGCAUAUGAACUUCUGGGGGUGUUGCGUUCAUCUGGAGGAACUGUCUUAAGCCCCCGAGAGCUGCGGGUCUGGGCGCCUCUCUUUCCCCAGCUGGGCCUCCGCUUCCUGCAGGAGCUUUCAGAGCCCCAGCUUAGAGCCAUGCUUCCUGCCCUACAGGGAGCCAGUGUCACACCUGCCCAGGCUGUUCUGUUGUUUGGAAGGCUCCUUCCUAGGCAUGAUCUGUCCCUGGAGGAACUCUGCUCCCUGCACCCUCUCCUGCCAGGUCUCAGUCCCCAGACACUCCAGGCCAUCCCUAAGCGAGUUCUGGUUGGUGCUUGUUCCUGCCUGGGCCCUGAACUGUCAAGGCUUUCAGCUUGCCAGAUCGCAGCUCUGCUUCAGACAUUUCGGGUAAAAGAUGGUGUUAAAAAUAUGGGUGCAGCAGGGGCCGGCACAACUGUGUGCAUUCCUGGUCAGCCCACCCCCACCACUUGGCCAGACUGCCUGCUUCCCCUGCUCCCAUUAAAGCUGCUACAACUGGACACAGCGGCUCUUCUGACAAACCGAAGACUCUAUCGGCAACUGCCUUGGUCUGAGCAGCAGGCACAGUUUCUCUGGAAGAAGAUGCAAGUGCCCACCAACCUGACCAUGAGGAGUCUGCAGGCUCUGGGCAACCUGGCAGGAGGCAUGUCCUGUGAGUUUCUGCAGCAGAUCAGCUCAAUGGUAGACUUCCUUGAUGUGGUACACAUGCUCUACCAACUGCCCAUUGGUGUUCGAGAGAGCCUGCGGGCCUGUAUCUGGGCAGAGCUACAGCGGAGGAUGGCAAUGCCAGAGCCAGAGCUGACCACCCUGGGGCCGGAACUGAGUGAGCUUGACCCUAAGCUACUCCUGGACUUGCCGAUCCAGUUGAUGGACAGAUUGUCCAAUGAUUCCAUUAUGUUGGUGGUGGAGUUGGUCCAAGGCGCUCCAGAGCAGCUGCUGGCACUGACCCCACUCCACCAGGCAGCCUUGGCAGAACGAGCACUUAAAGCCCUGGCUCCAAAGGAGACCCCAAUCUCCAAGGAAGUGCUGGAGACACUGGGCCCCUUGGUUGGAUUCCUGGGAAUAGAGAGCACACGACGGAUCCCUUUACCCAUUCUACUGUCUCAUCUCAGUCAGCUGCAGGGCUUCUGCCUAGGAGAGACAUUUGCCACAGAGCUGGGAUGGCUGCUGUUGCAGGAGCCUGUUCUUGGAAAACCAGAAUUGUGGAGCCAAGAUGAAAUAGAGCAAGCUGGACGCCUAGUAUUCACUCUGUCUGCUGAGGCCAUUUCCUUGAUCCCCAGGGAGGCUUUGGGUCCAGAGACCCUGGAGCGACUUCUGGGAAAGCAGCAGAGCUGGGAGCAGAGCAGAGUGGGACAUCUGUGUGGGGAGUCACAGCUUGCCCACAAGAAAACCGCUCUGGUAGCUGGGAUCGUUCAUCCGGCUGCUGAGGGUCUCCAAGACCCUGUACCAAAUUGUGCGGACAUACGGGGAACCUUCCCAGCGGCCUGGUCUGCGACACAGAUCGCAGAGAUGGAACUCUCAGACUUUGAAGACUGCCUGUCAUUAUUUGCUGGAGAUCCAGGACUUGGUCCUGAGGAACUACAGGCAGCCAUGGGCAAGGCCAAGCAGUUGUGGGGUCCCCCUCGAGGAUUCCGUCCUGAGCAGAUCUUGCAGCUGGGCCGUCUCCUGAUAGGUCUAGGAGAACGGGAACUGCAGGAGCUUACCCUGGUGGACUGGGGUGUGCUGAGCAGCCUGGGGCAAAUAGAUGGCUGGAGUUCUGUCCAGCUCCGAGCUGUGGUCUCCAGUUUCCUAAGGCAGAGUGGUCGACAUGUGAGCCAUCUAGACUUCAUCUAUCUGACAGCACUGGGUUACACACUCUGUGGAUUGCGGCCAGAGGAGUUACAGCAUAUCAGCAGUUGGGAGUUUAGCCAAGCAGCCCUCUUCCUGGGUAGCUUGCAUCUCCCAUGCUCUGAGGGACAGCUGGAAGCUCUGGCCUAUCUCCUUGUGUUGCCUGGUGGCUUUGGCCCAGUCAGUAACUGGGGGCCUGAGAUCUUCACUGAAAUUGGCACGAUAGCAGCUGGCAUCCCAGACCUGGCUCUUUCAGCAUUACUGCGGGGACAGAUCCAAGGCCUGACUCCUCUUGCCAUUUCUGUCAUCCCUGCCCCCAAGUUUGCAGUGGUCUUCAACCCCAUCCAGUUAUCCAGUCUCACCAGGGGUCAGGCUGCAGCUGUUACUCCUGAGCAAAUGGCCUACCUGAGUCCUGAGCAGCGACGAGCAGUUGCAUGGGCCCAGCAUGAAGGGAAGGAGAUCCCAGAACAGCGGGGUCGAAGCUCAGCCUGGGGUCUCUGCGACUGGUUCCACGCUUCCUGGGCUCUGACACUAACCAUCAGCUUUUUUGGCCACCUAUUAUAA